Messenger RNA from Linum trigynum, 4068 nucleotides. The record is from the annotation of a GenBank genome assembly. NCBI's taxonomy places the organism in Eukaryota, Viridiplantae, Streptophyta, Magnoliopsida, Malpighiales, Linaceae.
GCAGUCUCUUUCAUUGGUUACACUUGGCCAUUGUUAGGUGUUGUGCUUUAGCGAGUCAAGUUUUUGGCGUCGUUGCCGGGGACUUUCUAGAGUAUUAGGAAAGGCAGAAGUUUGUUACUUUACCGUUUUUCUUUUCUUUUCUUUUCCACCCUUGCUUUUCACUUGGGUGUUUUUGUUUUUGUUGGUGCAGAUCUGAAUCAUGGAUCCUAAUGGCUUCUCCAAUCAUUGGGGGUAUCCACCACCAUCCGGGUGGUAUUACCCCGCGACUUCCUACAGCAAUCAAGGAGGAGAAGACUAUGGAUUCGGGUUCCAGUACCAGCCCCCUUACUACGGAGAACAAUCAGACCACUGGGCAUAUCAAGAACAACCUCAUUACCAAGAAGACUUUCUCCCACAACCAGAAGGGCCAUCGGAGCUGGAGUUACCCAUGGCGGCCUUCACGGGCCACUCUGCAGAGCCAUGCUACACUUCACUGGAGGAUCCGAACAAACAAUUAAGGCUUCUCGUGGAGCAUUUUGCUCGAGACACUGAGAAAUCAUGCUCCAAGAUGGAUAUUCAAAUCAAAGCCCUUGUCACUUCCGAUCCCUCAUUUCUCCAUGAUAUGGAGGAGACUGUUCAGCGCUCAGCGAAGCAAACAGAGUGGGUGAAGCAAGUUUGCUCACAUCUUGCUCAAGAUCACCUUUCUGCUGCCACGCUAGAAGAGGUAGAGGAUGACAAAGGCUAUGGGAGCGUUGAGGAGCAUACAGAAGUUAUCACAGAGAACUCCCAUGAUAACCAUGAUCAGGAAAGUCCUUUGGUUGCAGACCACACCUUUCCUCAUUUAUGCUCUAACAUGUUGGGCCCGUGCGAGGAGAUGCAAGAUGAUCCCAUUGAAGAAAUUGCUUGGCGACUUGCUCUCCAAUCUGUUCUAGAAGAAGAAGAGCGAGCAAGGAUGAGGAAGAAAGUUGUGGAUGAUGAGGAAGAAAGAAAAGAAGAGGUGGUUCUUGAUCUUUUCCCAGGGGAGAGACCACAUUUUGAAGAAGGAAGGGGGGGUGAGGAAGCAAUUGGCGUCCAGGCUGAGGAUGAAGUUGAGGUGGAAGAGGCAUGCACCGGCCAUGAGUUGCAAGUAAUAUCCCCACCAAACUUUGAGGAACUGCUUGGCAAGGACCCAUUUGCAGUGUCUCUUUGCCAGACCAAGGCCACAUCGACAUCGGUCCCUCUUGGUGGACGCGAUGGUGGCCAAUCGAUGCUGUCAUAUCUGGUUUGGGGCAAUGAGACGAGAGAAGAGAAGAAGAGGUCUCGAGGGUGGAGACUUCAUCUGCAUCAAGUACAUGAGCCUUCAUCACCUGCCACACCACAUGCUCGUGACUUGAGACUCCACCUCAUCGACGAGAACCUCAACUUCAAGGAGGUUCUAGCAUGGACCGAAACUUAGGAGCCAUCGUCCGGCUCACGACGUGAAAGAAGCGCUUGUUGGGAGGCAACCCAACCAGUCGGUUUGCAUUUCGUUCUCUAUUUCUCCUCGGUUGAGUCAGUUUUGCUAUUUGAUUUUAGAAUCAAUAACUCAACCUUUGUGAGAUUUUGUGUGGUGUUUGUGUUCUGAUUACUCUCUCUUCUUGGAAUGCACUGCCUGACCCGUACAUCAUCAUUCACCCUUGAUCUGGUAACUUCGUUCUACGCUCCUUAUCUUUCCUCCAUUGAGGACAAUGUCGUGCUUAAGUGUGGGGGGGUGUUUGAUUAUGUAUGCGGGUGAAUGUUUGGCUGUUUGUGUGCUUGGAGCCUAGUCCACUGUCCAAAUUUUUAAAUUUGAGGGCUCCAAGUACGUGUUUCCUUGCAAAUUGCCUGCUCAGUAUGCUUUGAAUUGACAGUCUCUAUAGUAAUGUGCAACCUAGGGAGGUAGUGUAGCACUAUGGAGGAUGUUGAAGUAUAAGAUUUUUCCUAUCUAGCUCUCUGUUGUGCCAGAUGAUUUUGUGAAUUAGUGGAGCUAAGACCGUUGAAUUCAUGUGGUAAUGGUGACUCUGUUUGGAUUAUGUUAUGGACUCGUGUAUCGAACAGGGUGCUCAUAUGGAAAAUGGGAAGCAGUUGGUCCUCCAUGUCAAAAUCAUUAAAUCUUAAACAUGGGGUAAGCCCAACGUGUGCGGCAACGUUCAUUGCACAAAAUCGGGUUUUGGAAGAGAUUUUAGUGAUCCUUAGUGGGGUACUCCUACAAGGUGAAGCUAAGUUGUCUCUAGUACAAGUAAAACUUCCACCCGUUGAACGGUUUGCCUACUUGAGGAUGUGUUUUUAAGGGCACGGAUAGAGCUUCCGACCCCCCUUAAUUUCAUUGACCCUCCACACGAGUUGAGGAAAAGGAGUUAAAAGAAGUACUCUGGCGAGCGCUAGAUGUACAGAAAUUGCUCUUGCUCGACUAAUAAGGGUCGACCGUGCAAAAGACUGCAGUUGGAACCCCACCAAAUGAAAGAAAAAUUGUAAAUGAAAGUGAGAAAAAGGGGUUCCAACGGUGAAAUGAAGUGAAAGAGCACCCCGGUACAACGAAUCCUUGGUUGUGAAUGGUGUGAGUCCCUUUAUCCAUGAACUGACUGUCUUACUUCUACUUUUUCUCAUGAUCCUGGUUUGAGUCUAGUACUCGCAUUGAGAGAGAUAGGGAACGUCUUAGAAGACCAGUUGACCUCGUAAGCUGCUAUAUGAUCUAGGAAAUCCUCUACCGACGAUCGGGGUUGUAUGUUGCUAUAGAGCUCUGGAGAGCUGCAUUGGUUUGAGUUAGGUUUGCUUGGGGACAAGCAAACAGUUAAGUGUGGGGGGAUUUGAUGACUCAGUAUUUGCACAUGUUUUCCCCUUUGUUUCUUGAUUGUUUGAGCUUGAAUUAUCGUGUCUUUGGCCUAUUUUAUGCUAGGUUAUGUUCCUUUGUCACAUUUCAGGUCCUAGCACAUAAAGUGAAGCAUAGGCGCAAGUUUCAAAUCAAUCAGAGAUCAAUUGACGAUUCGGGAGAAGAAACUCGGGCAUGACCUGAAGAAGAAUGGAUUUAUACCUCACUUUAUGGACAAAUAAUCAUGCAAGCUUGUUAUGAAAAGAAAGAUAACGAGACUACGAGCGUCUGGGAUCAAACGGGGACUGAUUCGGAGUCCGGACGAGGGAGAAACGAAGCAUUAAAUAGAGGCUGAGCAUGCCACACGGGCACGACCCACACGGCCGUGUGGACUGGCCAUAUGGCCGUGUGGAAAUCACCGAGGGCUCACACGGGCAGCUGGGAAAGCCACACGGCCGUGUGGCCUGGCCGUGUGAGUCGGGAAUUGCUAUUUAAAACCCGAUUUUCAGCAAAAGGAAAGGGGGAGAGCUGGGUUUUGGAUCCCAAACACCCAAGGGACGAACCCUAGAGAGAGAGAGCGACUUGGGAACAUUCUUGGAGCUAUUUUGGAGGAUUUCUUCGCCAUUGAAGCUCGGGAAUCAAGCUUGGAGAUGGAGAUUGAAGAUCUAGAUCAGAUUUCUGCAGUCUCUCUCUUCUCUAUGGAGUAACUUCCUUUCACUUAGGUUUUGAGGAACCCUAGUUCCAUGAGUUAGGAUCUUUCUUGUAUGAAGUUUUGGAUGCUUUAUUGUUUGAUUAUAAUCGAAUGAUGCAUGUUUAUUGAGUCAAUUGAAGUCUGAUCAACUUUUCCUGAUUCCUGCUGCAAUCUGAGAUAGAUAGAAUCUGAUUAGGUUGCUAGAGUCUCAUCAUUCGGUAGUAGGAGAUUGGCUAUACGAGAGUUAGCCAAUUUACUGCUUUGUACUGGAAUCCAAUUCCAGUAGUGGAGUUCUGUGCUUAUUGCUUCAGCUUUCUAUCCCGGUGAAGACUAGUCGUCUGCCGGAUAGUUCGACUGAGAGGGUUUGGUCAGCUUAAGAGUUUCCAAGCUACUGUCGGAUCUUCCGCAGUUUAAUCAACAGUAAAACAACCAAAAGGAAUUACAACUUGGACCUAAUUGAGGAGCUAGGGGGAAUCAUACUUAAGUGAGUUCCCAAACUGUAAUUAGUAGUUUUACUUAGUUUAGUUAGUAGAGUAGUUUGGUUAAUCAAUCCUUAAUCUAGUUUGCUAGAUAAUGAACUGAAGCUGAGUAA